AUGAUCAACCGUGUGGAAAUUCGCGACACCGAAGAACAACUAACAAUGCGUUUUGUGGGAGGACUUCCCCAACAAAUCCAGCACACUCUUAACUUGUUUCAUCCACAAUCGAUCUCAGAAGCGCAUCAGCAGGCCCUCACGAUAGAGAACCAGAAUCGAACUGGUUCUCAAUCUUGGUCCACGUCGCAGCAAAACAAACAGCCUACAUCAACCCCACCAACAACCAUCAACGACGCAACUUCAAAAACAGAAACUGCCAUUGUACCUAUUAACAAUAACCAACAGGUUCGUCCCGGCGGAUUGCAUUGUUACUCUUGCGGAGAAGCAGGACAUCGUCGGUCCGCUUGUCCACAUCGUACGCGCAAAGGAUUACUUAUCGAAGAAGUACAACAGGAUAAUGACCCUAUCUAUGACGAGGAACCACUCGACCCUGACGAAGAAGCUGAAGAACUUUUCCCCGAUUCGGGUCGACUUCUCGUAGCUCGCCGGUCAUUUUUCACUCCUAAAGCCGAAGAACAUUUCCCACAACGUAACAGACUAUUUCAGUCGCGUUGCACAAUCAAUGGACGAGUCUGCUCCUCUGUAAUCGACUCUGGGAGCUGUGAGAACGUCAUAGCGGAGGAGGCAGUCGCGAAAUUACAACUUCAGGAUGAACCCCACCCAUCUCCAUACAAGCUCUCGUGGCUCCAACUGAACCAUGAUCUUGUUGUGACUCGGCGCGCCGUAGUGUCGUUCUCCGUAGGCACUUCUUACAAAGAUAAGGUUUAUUGCGACGUCGCCCCUAUGGAUGCUUGCCACUUACUUCUCGGGAGACCUUGGGAAUUUGAUCAUCACAUUAUUCACGAUGGCUUUCUCAACACAUACAGCUUCACUUUCGAGAAUAGAAAGUUCAUCCUCAAACCAUCUCCUCUGACACCGACUCUUGCUAAUCAAACACCCGCCAAUAACACUACAAAGCCGAUGUUAUUUCUUCGCAAAACUCUAUUUGUUUCAGAGAUGCUCAAAGCCGGCCUGGUUCUCACAGUAAUAACCAAACCUACGUCAGCCACACCCAAAAUAGAGGUUCCGGCGGCCUUUGCGAGCAUUCUUUCCGACUUCGCUGAUGUCUUUCCAAAUGAUCUCCCCGAGGGACUGCCUCUUCUCUGGGACAUCCAACAUCGUAUCGACCUCCUCCCUGACGCUGCCCUUCCUAACCGAUCACAUUACCGUAUGAGCCCAACCGAGCAUGAGGAACUACGAAGACAGGUAGAAGAACUCGUCGCCAAGGGUUUCCUUCGUGAGAGUUUAUCUCCUUGUGCUGUGCCGGCAUUACUAAUCCCCAAGAAAGAUGGUUCUUAG
Brassica oleracea var. oleracea is the source of this 1338-nucleotide messenger RNA. RefSeq lists its product as uncharacterized. The record is from RefSeq and is a predicted model, not a curated record. Gene Ontology annotation, molecular function: nucleic acid binding; zinc ion binding. NCBI's taxonomy places the organism in Eukaryota, Viridiplantae, Streptophyta, Magnoliopsida, Brassicales, Brassicaceae. The transcript has a single exon. The coding region runs from base 1 to 1338 and encodes 445 amino acids.